This is a messenger RNA of Sapajus apella (tufted capuchin), 543 nucleotides long. RefSeq names its product zinc finger protein 98-like. NCBI's taxonomy places the organism in Eukaryota, Metazoa, Chordata, Mammalia, Primates, Cebidae. The record is from RefSeq and is a predicted model, not a curated record. Gene Ontology annotation, biological process: regulation of DNA-templated transcription. Bases 35 to 523 code for a protein of 162 amino acids. The transcript is spliced from 3 exons.
UGUCACUCUUUCUUCAAUCAGCCAGCGUUUGGUCAUGUCUUCUGUCACUCAGGUCUUGGGUCUUAAACCUUAUCCAGUGAGCGACGCUGCCCUGAGAACCGUCCAAUCAGGCACGCAGCUGGAGCGAAAAGGGCGGCUUCUGGGAUGUGGCGGCGGCUUUGUGUCUUGCUGCAGCCGGAGUUUCCGGUCUUGUCUUCGCUGCCACUAUAGGCCCAACCUCCGAGGACUUGUGACCUGCUGGUACUGGAGAUCCACAGCUAAGAUGCCAGGACCCCCUGGAAGCCUAGAAAUGGGAGUGUUGACAUUUAUGGAUGUGGCCAUAGAAUUCUCUCUGGAGGAGUGGCAAUGCCUGAACACUGCACAGCAGAAUUUAUAUAGGAAUGUGAUGUUAGAGAACUACAGAAACCUGGUCUUCCUGGGUAUUGCUGCCUCUAAGCCAGACCUGAUCACCUGUUUGGAGCAAGGAAAAGAACCUUGGAAUGUGACGAGACAUGAGAUGGUAGCUGAACCUCCAGGUAGGUGAGAAUGAAAGUGAGUACAACA